Octopus sinensis (East Asian common octopus) is the source of this 560-nucleotide messenger RNA. Its product is annotated as atrial natriuretic peptide receptor 2-like. Gene Ontology annotation, molecular function: guanylate cyclase activity; peptide receptor activity. Gene Ontology annotation, biological process: intracellular signal transduction; cGMP biosynthetic process; receptor guanylyl cyclase signaling pathway. NCBI's taxonomy places the organism in Eukaryota, Metazoa, Mollusca, Cephalopoda, Octopoda, Octopodidae. The record is from RefSeq and is a predicted model, not a curated record. Bases 30 to 560 code for a protein of 176 amino acids. The transcript has 4 exons.
CAGAAAUAACGUCUGUGGUGGACCAACUUAUGCUUCAACUUAGUUUAUAUGCCGACAAUCUGGAAGAAAUGGUCGAAAAAAGAACAUGCCAAUUGGAAGAAGAAAAGAAAAGAUCAGAAGAAUUGCUGAUUAGGUCAGAAGAUCUUUUAUAUCGGAUGUUACCAAUGUCAGUAGCUGAGGAUUUACGUCAAGGGAGAGAAGUCAAAGGAAAAUUAUUCGAAAGUGUCACAAUUUAUUUUAGUGAUAUUGUUGGAUUUACAAAAAUUAGCUCAGAAUUGGAACCAAUGGGAGUUGUAAAUUUAUUAAAUCACCUUUAUUCUGUUCUUGAUACAAUCAUAGCUGAUUUUGAUGUCUAUAAAACUAUUGGCGAUGCUUACAUGGUUGCCUCGGGAAUUCCAGAAGUUAAUCCUCACCAUGCCUUGGAAAUUGGGGCAAUGGCUCUGCAUAUUCUUAAUGCUGUCCAUCAACUGAAAAUCCCUUCUGAAAAAACAAUAAAUGAACUAAAAAUCCGAAUUGGAAUUCACUCUGGGAAAAGGAAAACAGACAACAUAUUGGCUUAA